AUGUUGAGCAAAUUCCGAGGCAAACCGGAACCCAAUCUCCAAGCGGGUGUACGUGAGGAGGCUGUCGGUCUUCCGGAAUCAGCACAUGUACAACAUGAGAAACCGCAGCACCAUAUGCACAUGCCGGGGUUCAACCACAACGGACACAAAAUCACAAAAGGUAUACAUCCCGACGGCGAAAGUGGAAGAGGAGGAGUACACCCGUGGCAUUUCCUACGGAUAUGUUUUAGAUCCUCAAGUCAUCUUUCGUUGGUGGUCAAUAUCCUCUGGCCUUUCGUACCCGCAGCGAUUGCGAUCCACUUCGCUCGUCCAGACCUACAUCUAUGGAUCUUCAUACUCAACUAUGUUGCUAUGGUUCCUACCGCAAACCUGGUCGGUUUCGCUGGACAAGAACUGGCACGAAAGCUGCCAAAAGUGCUAGGUCUCAUCCUCGAAACGUUCCUCGGUGGGAUCGUUGAGAUCGUACUUUUCAUGGUACUCCUCCACAACAGUGUCAACAAUAGCCUCAUUCCUGUUAUCAGAUCGGCCAUCCUGGGCUCCAUCCUUGCGAAUUUGCUACUAUGCCUUGGGUUCUGUUUCUUUGCAGGUGGUCUGAGAAGAAACGAACAAGAAUUCGACGAAGUGAUUAGCGAAGUUGGAAAUGGCCAACUCCUCAUGGCCGGCUUCGGGUUACUUAUUCCCAGCGCAUUCUAUUCUUCGCUCCGAGGAUCUAUAGAAGACUCAGUACUAGACGCCAACGUCCUUCACAUCAGUCGAACAACGUCCGUGAUACUCCUUAUAGCUUUCCUGAUCUAUGUAUGGUUCCAGAUGCAUACGCAUCACGGCUUGUACGCCGACUCGCUCGAGAAAGACGAAGAACGCGAUGCAGACCGGCAUAUAGACCUUGCAAAAGACAAAUUGACGCUCACGGAAUGUAUCGUCGCAACGCUCAUUGCAUUGACUUGCGUCUCGCUUCACGCUGUGUUCCUAGUGGAGGAGAUCGAACACGUCGUCCACGAACACGGCGUAAGCGACGCAUUCAUGGGCCUUAUCCUGGUUCCACUUGUCGAAAAAGCGGCGGAGCACCUCACAGCCGUCGAUGAGGCAUGGGAUAACCAAAUGAACUUCGCUCUUGCGCACUGCAUGGGCGCCACAAUACAAACAGCAUUGUUCAAUUCUUCGCUCGUGGUCAUCGUGGGCUGGGGCUUGAACAAGGCAAUGGACCUCAAUUUUGAGAUCUUCAACAUUGUGGUGCUCAUCAUGGCGAUCAUCGUUGUUGGCAAUUUCUUGAGAGAUCAGAAAUCCAAUUACCUAGAAGGUGCAUUGUGCAUUUUGAUAUACUUAAUAAUUGCAAUUGCAAGUUGGUAUUAUCCUAAUCCUACCCCGGGGACUACGAAUACGGCGGAUGGUAGUGGGAUUGCAAGUAAUGGGACGAUACCCUGA
Molecule: messenger RNA, 1422 nt
Organism: Letharia columbiana
Lineage: Eukaryota; Fungi; Ascomycota; Lecanoromycetes; Lecanorales; Parmeliaceae
Exons: 7
Coding region: 1-1422 (473 amino acids)
Biological process (GO): calcium ion transmembrane transport; intracellular calcium ion homeostasis
Cellular component (GO): fungal-type vacuole membrane
Molecular function (GO): calcium:proton antiporter activity
Source: RefSeq, a predicted model, not a curated record